Messenger RNA from Striga hermonthica, 750 nucleotides. The record is from the annotation of a GenBank genome assembly. Lineage: Eukaryota; Viridiplantae; Streptophyta; Magnoliopsida; Lamiales; Orobanchaceae.
AUGAGAAGUUGUUCUGAGCUAAGCACCUUAGAGAUCGUCGAGAUUCUAAAAAGCAUGCAGGGCGAGCCAAACUCCGCCUCCACAGUUGUUGGGGGUGAUUGCGAAAAAGCUGAGGGCCAGAGGGCCUCGCAUUCUGCUCUGGCCAUUAAUUCUCUUAUCAAGAGGUUGGUUGGGGGUGGGAGGGUCGAUACAGUUGUUGCUAUGUAUAAGCAAUUGAAGACAAUCGGGCUUAACCCGAAUGUGUAUACUUAUGCUAUCAUGAUUAUCACAUACUAUUGGAACAAUUGUUUUGAAGAAGCUGGAAAUGUGUUGAGUGAGAUGGAAGCAGCUGAGCCUGAUUCUUUUAUGUACUUUGCUUAUCUUGAAGGGCUCUGCAUGAACGGAUUGAUCGAUUCGGGCAACAAGGUUUUACAGUCUUGCAAAGCUGGAAAUGUCCUUAUUGAUGCUUAUGCUUACACUACUGUGAUUCAGGACUUUUUUAAGGAAAAGAAGCUGCGGGAGGCUGAGAAUGUUUUGCUCGACAUGGAAGAAUACGAGAUGAUUCCCAGUGAGGCUGACUACCGUGCCUUAGUCCCGGGGAUGUGCGGUCGAACCACAAACAAUUAUCAGUGGCGAGACUUUGUGCGUUCUGAGGACAUUAUGACCGACAAUUGUCUGUGGUUCGACCGCACAUCUUUAACGGAUUUCGUAGUGACAGUCCUCACGGACAAUCAAGUUGAACGGAAACUUCGACACCGUUAUAUGUUGUAG